Messenger RNA from Drosophila albomicans, 1706 nucleotides. RefSeq names its product tsukushi (gene Lapsyn). NCBI's taxonomy places the organism in Eukaryota, Metazoa, Arthropoda, Insecta, Diptera, Drosophilidae. The transcript is spliced from 7 exons. The record is from RefSeq and is a predicted model, not a curated record. Gene Ontology annotation, molecular function: protein binding. Bases 362 to 1402 code for a protein of 346 amino acids.
AUUCCAAGUCUGCGGUUGAAUUGAACGGGUCGGUUCCGGUGUUUGUUGCUCGUGUUCUCGUUCACGUUCUAUAUGCUGGUCGAUCGGAUCGGUACGAUUCUGAAACGGACCAGACCCGUCGCUGGAUGCGAAAAUUCGUGUUAAUUGAAAUUCAACGGAAACUUGUGCCUGUGUCUCUGUGUGUGAAACGAAGAUUUAUUUUGUGCAGUGUCUGUGCUACUCGCAUUUGAGAAAUGAUAAUCCACUAAACGGAAACCCGCAAGAAUAUCGAAUACGAUCAAUGAGUUUAAGGAUUACCUUUUCAUCUUGAGCACAACGCUUAUUAAAUGGGAUUAUACCACACAACUAGGAUCACCUAAGCAUGGAGCUGCGUUGCCUGCUACUAAACAUUGUCUUCAUAUCCGUUGUGAACGCGAUGCUGGCCUUUGGCUUUGUCAAUCAGGAUGAGGGCCGUCGAUGUACGUAUGGUCGCAUCGAGAAGCUGAUGCGUAUACGCUGCCACGAUAUGGACCUCAAGGAGGUGCCACAGAACCUUAAGAGCUCCGUUGAGGUGCUGGACUUAUCAUACAAUCGCAUUAGGAAGCUGAGAAGUGGCUCGUUUCAGCGCUACACCGAUGUGAAGUUUCUAAUGCUGUAUGAGAAUAUGAUUUUAUCGGUGGAGCCGGGCACAUUUGAGCCACUCACCGCACUGCAGGAAGUCGAUCUAUCGAAUAAUGGGUUAACCACAAUUCCCAUGGAGCUGUUCCAACUGCCAAAGCUGCGCAAUCUCUACAUGGACAGCAACGAUCUGAGGGAGCUGCAUCAAGAUCUGGCACUGCUGGAGACGCCAAUAAGGGCGCCAAUCGAAUACCUGAAUGUGGCCAAUUGUGAGCUACACGAUAUACCCGAUCUGGGCAUAUUGCCAAAUCUGUGGCAGCUGAAUGCUUCGUCGAAUCCAUUGAGCAACUUCGACAUGAACAAAUUAGGCAAUUUGUGCCAUUUAAGAGUCAUCGAUCUGACCAAAACACAGAUCAGUCCAUGCAGCUGCCAGCAAGUCACCAAUCACCUCAGCGCAUUGGGCGCCAGUCCACAAUUUGUGCCCGUUUGCAUGGCAGAGGCGCUAGACAGCAACGCGUGUCCACUGAACUACAAUCGCACCGUGGACUCGCCGACAUUCCACAGUUGCCUGACCAGCGCGGAGUUGGCCGAGACGCGCGGCUUUUGGCUAUUUGCCGCCGGCUGCUUUGGCGGCAGUUUGCUCGUGCUGCUAGUAUUUUGCUACUGCAUCCACAGAUGGCGCAAGAAGCGCAGAAAUCGUCGCCUUAGCCAAGCGGCACAGAAUCGCAAGCAUUUCGUCAUCUCGCCACGCAAUGCCACAAAUAAUCGGCUGGAGGAUCAACCCCUGCACUGUGAUACUGCCUGAUCAUAACCAUAACACAUACUAUCACUUAGUUUUAUAAGCAUUGACUAAUUUAUUAGCCUAGCUUUAGUUUGCUUUACUUAAACACUUAGCUGUAGUCUUGACUUCCUACCGAAUUGCCAUAAAUAAUUACCAAAAAAUAUAAAGUGCCUUGCUCAUGCACUACUUACAAGUAUAUGUGCUAGUUUUAGUUAGUUUAACUUGAACUAAUCGAUAAGUUACCUAAGCAUAAGUCAGCGAACCAUCCAAAAAAAUAUAUACAAAGAUGACAAUAAUUUUAAAUACAAAUCUUAGUUAACAAUGUCUA